AUGUUGUACUUCAUCAACCUCCUCUUGUGGGCAACGCUGGCCCUUUCCAUCCCAACCGGCGAGAACAUCCACCGGCGAAAGGAAGACAGCCGCUGGGUCGCGACAUGGACUUCGAUGCCUCAAGCGGUAGAGCCAGCGAACCUUCCGCCUUCACCUUUUAACGGAGCAACCGCUCAGUUCGCAAAUGCAACCCUCCGCCAAACCUUCCACGUCUCUGUCGGCACAUCUCGCCUCCGAGUCCAGCUCACAAACACCUUUGGCGGCUCCGAUCUGCCCAUCACAGCAGCCUCAAUUGCCCUUACCGCCAACGGCGCUGCAGGCGUUUCGGGCAUCGAUACUUCGACCCUCAAAGGACUUACUUUCUCCGGUUCCCCGUCCGUGGUAGUCAAGAAAGGGGCUGCCGUGUACUCUGACCCCGUCAACUUCGCUGUCGCGCCUCAGACGAAUGUUGCUCUUAGUGUGUACAGCCAGCAGGGUCAGUUGGGAGCAACGAUCACGGGGCACCCAGGCAGUCGCACGACUUCGUGGAUGCAGACGGGCAACAAGGUAAACGCCUCGUCUGUCGCCGGGACAAGCACGAAGCAUUGGUUAUUCGCCAGCGCCAUCGAGGCAUGGGCUCCCAAGAGCACGUCCGCCAUGGUCAUCCUCGGUGACAGCAUCACCGACGGUCGUGGGAGCGACGAUGACAAGAACAACCGGCAAAAGCAGAACAUCACCAACGUCGGCAUCGCAAACCAAGCUGCAGGCGGAAACGCCAUCCUCAGUGGCGGUCUCGGUCCCACCCUCCUAUCCCGUUACAAACGCGACGCUCUCACCCAACAAGGCGUCUCUCAUGUCAUGAUCUUUGAGGGCGUGAACGAUCUAGGCCCCAGCGCAGCCGACGCUGCGUCUCAGCAACGCGUCGGCGACGGGCUCAUUAGCGCGUACAAGCAGAUCGUAGCGGAUUGUAAGAAGGCGGGGUUAGUGACGAUCGGCGCAACGAUCACGCCGUUCGCGGGCAGCGGGCAGUCGUACUCGGACCCGGCGCGAGAGCAGACGAGAUUGCGGGUGAACAAGUGGAUUCUGGAGAGCGGGACGUAUGAUCACGUCGUGGAUUUCGCGGGGUUCAUCGGUGAGGGAGACAAGCUAAAAGCGCAAUUUGAUGGCGGUGAUCACUUGCAUCCGAACGUGGCUGGAUACCAGGAGAUGGCCAACAGGUUUCCGUUGGACAUAUUCGAGAGCUAA
This is a messenger RNA of Colletotrichum spaethianum, 1224 nucleotides long. RefSeq lists its product as uncharacterized. The record is from RefSeq and is a predicted model, not a curated record. The transcript has 3 exons. The coding region runs from base 1 to 1224 and encodes 407 amino acids. Lineage: Eukaryota; Fungi; Ascomycota; Sordariomycetes; Glomerellales; Glomerellaceae.